AUGGUGGAAACCACGGAGGCCGAGGAGGAAUUGCCCGUCGAAACUGAGAUAUUCGGUGUUUCUCCAAAUCAAACAACUGCCGCGUCAUUGAGCUCUCAUAUCGAUGCGUUGAAGAGAGCCUUGCAUCUAGCCUCCUCAAAUGGCACUCAGAGGCAGUGCCUCGAAGGAUCUUCUACGCCAGUCGUUGAACAACGGCAAAAGUCACAAUAUGUCCGCAACUUCCCCUCGAUACGACAGCUCAAACUGCUUAUCGGUUUGUACUUCGAGGAGCUGAACCCUUUCUUCCCAUGCAUUGAAGAGCAGGAAUUCAUGGAGCGUAUGGAACAGGUUAGACAGGAUUUAGUUGAGGAUGGGGGUGGGCUUUGCCUUGUCGUCAGGCCCUCAUCACGCAACUUUUUCAUGCUGAUGUACAUGGUCCUCGCGGUUGCGACAUAUCUUGACUCUACGAGCCACUCACAAAAGAAUGCAGCUCCCCCGGGAUGGCAAUAUUGCUUGAUGGCUGAAGAGAUAUCCGGCAGGGAUCAUCAUACGCGACUCUUGCCAGCAGAACUGGAUCUCAUUCGCUACUAUACCGUAAAAGCGAUAUAUAUGGUUCACAUCGAGAAACUCACCCCAGCCUCACAUUCAAUUGCAAUAGCAAUUCAAUCGGCAUUUUCGGCACAUUUGAAUGAUGAAUCCACCUGGAUAGACUGCUCCAAGUCUAGAAAACAUGCCCGAAGGCUGUUAUGGUGGACUGUGUUCUAUGUUGAUCGCCGAAUAGCACAAAAAUGUUGGAAGCCGUACAUCAUCCGAGAGAAUGAAUUUCGCGUUGGUGAGCUUGCAGUCACCGAAGAAGAACUCCUCAGCACCGUGUUCGAUCUUCAGACUCACAUCAAGGUGGAAGAACAACUUGUCAUUAAUCGCUACGUGCAGACUAUGAUUAGAUGGGCACGACUGUGGGCCCAGGUCUGGGAUUCGAUGUUUGCUGUUAGCUCUAGCUAUGGAAAAAAUCGAGCAGAAGAGAUUGAAGUUCUGGACGCCAAAAUCCUAUACGCUCAAAGAGAAACUCAUGAAAGCUUAUGUUGGGACACUUUGUUCCUCCCAACGUAUCUAGCAACUGGAGAGACCGACGCUCAGAUUCGGUCGAGGCUGGUUGCCUAUGUGAGAUUCAACCUGUUGCGACUUCUCCUUCGCCAGUCAUGGAAACAUACCACCGCAGCGGACGCUCGAGGCUCACAAAUUUGCUUAGAACUCUCAAACGAAACCAUCGAAGCAAUUGUAGAGUAUAUGGUAUCACAGGUAAACCCGAUACCAUUCGGGCUCAACGCUAUUGAGUGCGUUGUAGAGUGCAUAUGCCACCUAGUUCCUCACGUCAACAAGGAGAAGAGCAUUUUUUCCAACUCUUUGCCCAUGUCUUCAUUUGAGGGAGCAAUUAAAUUCCUUGAGAAUUUGUCACCAAAGCUCGGAGCGGCGAGGAGGGCGUUGGAUGCUUUGGGAGAGAUUGCGGAAAAGGGUUGGCCACCGUCUUUCACCUCGAACGGCCAGGUGGGAGGCGUUCAAGAGAUUCCAUGCCUCAUAAACACAGCGGUAGAUUUGGGACAGGGAUCAUUUAAUGAGCUUUUUGUACCUGAUACCUGGUCCGAGAUAUGCUUCCCUAGCUUGGAGGAAGGACAGGUCCGCAUAACUUGA
This is a messenger RNA of Exophiala spinifera, 1668 nucleotides long. RefSeq lists its product as uncharacterized. Gene Ontology annotation, molecular function: RNA polymerase II cis-regulatory region sequence-specific DNA binding; zinc ion binding; DNA-binding transcription factor activity, RNA polymerase II-specific. Gene Ontology annotation, biological process: positive regulation of transcription from RNA polymerase II promoter by galactose; DNA-templated transcription. The record is from RefSeq and is a predicted model, not a curated record. The transcript is spliced from 2 exons. Gene Ontology annotation, cellular component: nucleus. The coding region runs from base 1 to 1668 and encodes 555 amino acids. Lineage: Eukaryota; Fungi; Ascomycota; Eurotiomycetes; Chaetothyriales; Herpotrichiellaceae.